UCAAUCCAAACUUCGAGCUUAGGCAAGAAGAGGGUGAAGCUUCCAUCUCCGGUGCAAAGAUGCAGACGGCGAAGGUGAAGGUGCAGGACAUGGUGAGCUCGGCCAAGGAGAAGGUGAAGGAGGGGUCGGCCAAGGCGCACGGCAAGACGGGGGAGGCGACGGCGGCCACGCACGGCGAGAAGGAGAUGGCGAAGCAGGAGGCGAAGGCCGAGAAGGCCCAGGCCAAGGCCGACGAGCACCAGGAGAGGGCGGAGCACCGCGCCAACGCCGCCACGGGACGCCACGGCACGCGCGUGCCCCUCACCGGAGCGCACGGCCACGCCCCGGUCGGCGGCGCAGCGUACCCGGCCGCCGGCACCGGCGCCGGCACGUACACGGCGUCCGACAAGUACAUCUAAAGAUAGAUGGACCUGGGCUCGAUCGAUCUUGAGCGCUAGUGUGUGUUUUUGUGUGUAGCGCUGAGUGAUCUGCUCCAGCCCCGGCCCCGCUGAUCGUGUUAGGGGUGUGUGUGCACGCACGCGUGUAUGCUUGUGUGCACACGCGUGUUGAAUAAGUGUGUCAGCUGUAAAAUUGU
Molecule: messenger RNA, 574 nt
Organism: Oryza brachyantha (malo sina)
Lineage: Eukaryota; Viridiplantae; Streptophyta; Magnoliopsida; Poales; Poaceae
Product: late embryogenesis abundant protein 18
Exons: 1
Coding region: 60-398 (112 amino acids)
Biological process (GO): embryo development ending in seed dormancy
Source: RefSeq, a predicted model, not a curated record